UAACCCUGAAGUCGAUCAAGUUCAUUUUAACCCUUCCUGGUCGCACAGAGGCCGGAAGACCCUCGCGAGAUUCUUGGAGGGGAAUCUGGUCGGUACCUCGAGAUACGCUGCAGAAUGUUCGAUCGACUGAAAUCAUUGGAAAUCGACUUGGGGUAAUUUGCCCGCUUCAAUCGGAAGAUCCCUUGCACGUAGAGUCACCGCGGAAUGUCCGAAAGGAUAAAAAUAAUUAAAGUUGCGCGCGAACGUAUCGGUUACGGUAAAAAAAAGAAAAAUAAAAAAAGAAUUCCACGAUGAACGGCGGAGCGCAAUGAAUGCAUAUCAUAGGUGGAGGCAUUUGCAUGGUCGUUGGAUAGUUGGACGUAACGAAUGCACCUAAGAUCGGUUUUAUGUACGUACGUCGGUUGGCAGAAUACCAGCUAAGGUAUUCGCAUAUCGUGCACCCCGAAUAUAUUUAACCCGCACUCCGGGCAAGAUGGUAACGAGUGACAUGAAUAUUCCAAGCUCGCUAUCUCGAUGGGUGGAGAUAUCCUAGGUGUACGAUACGUCGUUCACACCGACACACAAUGCCAUUACUGCAACGGUGGUAGGUACAGGUGUGCAACGAAGGCAUGCGGAAUAAUUGGCUUAUAUAUCGCGCGAUGCAUUCUACUGCAGGUGCGGAUGAUUUUCAAUUCGGUUCCGGAUAUUCGAGGAACGUUUUUGAUCUUUUUCCAUUUCUCCUUCCUUCUAAUUCUUCCUUGUGCCCUCCGUAGCUUCAUCCCUAAUAUGAUGGAGGAAUUGAUAUAUUUGGUACGCAAGAUCGUCCACUGGGCCCAUCGGAAUUUGGCAGUACGUAUAAACAGGAGCUGUUUGCCCCUGACCACGAUUGCUCAACGUAGUAGUAGUAGGUAGCGUUAUAGUAUAAGCAUCAAGAGUUACGGAGUUAUUUCCAGAGUUCGCGCUUUUUGGAUUGGAUCAUCGUACGUUUCACCGCUAGUCGUGAAGAAAUCUAUGGAAAAUUUGUAUUUAUUUAUUCAUUAUAUUUGUUAUCGAACACAGGUGAACCCUGCAAAGGUUGCUUUGCGAACUUUUCCACACGAUUUCUGGCGUGUUUUUUUAAUUUUUUUAAUUUUUGUUCACGUACCAAUCGGAACGUCGCGACCUAGUGAUUGUUAUUAUUCCAGAUGAUAGUAUAAAUUUCAACGAUGAACCAGAAAUAGAACGCCAUUCCGGCAACUGCGCAGCGGUAGCAAUUUGAUUUACCAAUAAUUUAAAACCUUGCCGCGACGGCUAAAAUGUUUUAGCAGACCGCUGAUAGACGGCGCAAGUUACGGUCGCUCGGAACAACUGAAGGUUGCACCUACGACAUUGUAUUUUGACACAUUCCAAAUCGUGUUGCGAAGUAAACAAGGAAAUCAACUCUGAAGUAAAAUAUGUCGCGAAAUCAGGUGACUGUUGAGAAUAAUCGGAGAGCAAUCUGUUCUUUCGAGGAUAGUGUAACGGCAAGAGAUGUUAGAACCAAAGUUACGGAAUUAACGGGGAUGCGACCAACCGAAUUCUACCUUAUACACAACGGACACAUAUUCACAGACGACGAUAUCUGCGAUUAUGGAAAAAUAGACAUCAUUCUGCGUACCCUUGGCGGUAAGGGUGGCUUUGGAUCGAUGCUGAGAGCCAUCGGAGCUCAAAUUGAGAAGACGACCAAUCGAGAAGCAUGCCGUGAUCUUAGCGGACGAAGGUUGAGAGACAUAAACGAAGAAAAGAGACUAAAAUCAUGGAUAGACAAGCAGGCCACCAGGGAAGAGCAGGCUGUAGAACGAAAGAAAAGAAAACUAGAGAGGCUUUGUGCACAACCAAAGCACGAGUUUAAAGAUAAAAAUUAUGAAAAGGAGAGGUCGACUCUGACAGAGAAAGUCGGAGACGCUGUCGAAGAAGGUUUCAAAAUUGCAAUGGCUGGGGGAUCCGGAGUCAAGCGGAAAAGUGAAGAGCAAAGGAGCGGCAGCAAAAAGAAACUGGCAAUAGGACUGGACAUAGACUCCGAUGAACUCGGAAGUUCCGACGACUCGGAAUCGGAAUUUAAUUCUUCCUCCUCUAAUGACGAGAAGACUGUGUCUGACCCGAAAGAGGGUGACCGAAAUUCGCAAGAUAUCCAAGGUGUCAGGGAGGACUCUACAAGUACUACCGUAGAUGAGCAGACUUCGGCUGACUCCGAAACAAGCGUAAAUUCGUCUUCUGGAGAAGAAGCUCCACAAAUUACUUCUAGGGAAGUUCAAAAGGUGGCUGCAACAUCUUGAAUUAUCGAUCACAGCUUUGUCAUUCAAUAAAAUAAAGCCUAUCAAGUUUU
Athalia rosae (coleseed sawfly) is the source of this 2323-nucleotide messenger RNA. Its product is annotated as replication stress response regulator SDE2. The record is from RefSeq and is a predicted model, not a curated record. Bases 1413 to 2273 code for a protein of 286 amino acids. The transcript has 2 exons. Gene Ontology annotation, cellular component: nucleus. Lineage: Eukaryota; Metazoa; Arthropoda; Insecta; Hymenoptera; Athaliidae.